AUGUCGCCCAUCACUCGUCCAACCGCCGAGAGGCAGGACAGCACGCUGCCUGCCCACCUCCGUGAAGACGUCACGAGCAUUCCAGUCACUCCAACUGUCAGCAACGAGGCCUACGUACCCCCAAGCACAGGCUCGGCACUCACGCGCGACCCGCCCACCCACGUCCUCGAAGCCAUUGGCGCUGCCGGACAACAAGAGUAUUUCUCGGAUCGACCGGGGCCAUCGACGGACCCGAACUCAGCUCAACGAGCCACCGAUGGAGCCAAGAAUGGAGAAGACAUUCUCCGCCGUCUGAGUCUCACUGGACCGACUUCCACGACCGACUAUGAUAGUAUCGACCCUCGCACCGCUCACCCUAGCUUGGGCCUGACUGGCAACAUCAUCAGCGCAAAUUUUGCCGUGCCCUACAAGGUCGGCUACACCACUUCAGGGGAAUGGGAGCUCCAGCAGAGAAGAGGUACAUCCGCUCUCUUCGACUCGUUCUCGUGGCUCGCGUCCGAGAAGUCUCCUUGGAAGCACACCCUAGUCGGCUGGACUGGAGAAAUUGAUCGAGUGAUCCGCCGUAAGGAUGACGAUCAUUCUGCAGGGACCAAUGGAAUCACUUCGAUGGACUCGGUCCCACUCAGCAAGCAGUCCGCUCCCAUACCAGUCAACAAGGGCGAGAAAUCUCCGCAGCCAACCGAACUCUCGGAAUUGCAUGUGCCCUUGGCCGACAGACGCAAGCUCGAGAGGAAGCUCGCGGCGGAAUCUGGCGGCCAUGUCUCUCCUGUCUGGUUGUGGGACGACAUUGACGACAACGAAGUAGCAACCUUCCGGAACCAAGCUCGAUGGAGGCGGUACGCAGAACACGAGCUAUUCACGUUGUUCCACUACAAGCAGAAUGAGCCCAGCGACGGUCGAGCUCUUCGGAAGACUUGGGCGGACUAUUGCCUGCUCAACAAGACUUUCGCAGAUCACAUUGUCAGCAUCUACACUCCUGGCGACAUCAUCCUGAUUCACGACUAUCACCUGCUGCUUCUGCCAAGCUUGUUGAGGCAACGCCUGCCAAACGUCUACAUUGGCUUCUUCCUACACGUACCGUUCCCCAGUAGUGAAUACUACAGGUGCCUGACUCGCCGCAAGGAAAUACUUGAGGGAGUUCUUGGCUCCAACAUGAUUGGCUUCCAGGCAUACAGUUAUGCUCGCCACUUCUCCUCUUGCUGCACGCGCAUCCUUUCAUUUGCAUCUUCAUCUGCCGGCGUGGAUGCAUACGGAGCUCAUGUGCCAGUGGAUGUGUUCCCCAUCGGAAUCAACGCGGAAGCCACGAUCAAGGCUGCGUUCGAGUCUCCCGGGGUCGAAACCAAAAUACAAUCGCUUCGCGAACAGUACCACGGGAAGCAGAUCAUCGUCGGGCGCGAUCGUCUUGACACAGUCCGAGGUGUUGCACAAAAGCUGCAAGCGUUCGAGAUAUUUCUUGAACGCCAUCCGGACAUGCACGACAAGGUUGUCCUCAUCCAGGUCACGAGCCCCACUAGCAUUGAGGAUCGCGAUGACAAAGGUGACAAGACUGCCAACAAGAUCUCUGAGUUGGUCGCGAGAAUCAACGGAACGUAUGGAUCGUUGAGUUUCACGCCAGUUCAGCACUAUCCCCAGUAUCUCUCAGAGGAAGAGUAUUUCGCAUUGCUUCGUAUUGCCGACCUGGGCUUGAUCACGAGUGUCCGCGAUGGCAUGAACACGACAGCUCUCGAAUACGUUGCUUGUCAGCGCGACAACCACGGUCCUCUGAUAAUCUCUGAGUUCUCUGGUACGGCUGGCAGUCUGGCUGAUGCCAUUCACAUCAACCCAUGGGAUCUUGGAGGCACGGCGGACGAGAUUUACGCCGCGUUGCAAAUGGGUCGAGAGGAGCGAGAGCAGAAGCACCAACUGCUGAAUCAGCAUGUGACAACCAACACGGUGCAAUACUGGACCUCGAGCUACAUCAAGCGUCUGCUGACGAACCUUGCUUCUUACGAUCAAUCAUUCGUAACCCCAGUUCUCGACCGCGCAAAGCUGUUGCAACGGUAUCGCAAUUCAUCAAGACGUCUGUUCAUGUUCGAUUAUGACGGUACCCUGACACCAAUCGUCAAUGACCCGAACUCAGCGAUCCCAUCAGAUAGAGUCAUCCGAUCGCUGAAGACACUUGCUUCGGACCCUAAGAAUCAGGUCUGGAUUAUCAGCGGCCGCGACCAACAAUUUCUCGACGAAUGGAUGGGACACAUUCCCGAGCUCGGUCUGUCUGCUGAGCACGGAGCAUUCAUGCGACCACCGAACUCGAACAAUUGGGAGAACUUGACCAAAACGCUGGACAUGUCGUGGCAGGAAGAUGUUAUGAAGGUCUUCACUCGCUACUCGGAACAGACACAGGGAAGUUUCAUCGAACGCAAGAAGAUCGCGGUGACCUGGCACUACCGGCGUGCGGAUCCAGAGCUUGGACCGUAUCGCGCUCGGGAGUGCCAGAGGUAUCUGCAGCAAACAGUGGCGAGGGAAUACGAGGUCGAAGUCAUGACCGGAAAAGCGAACUUGGAAGUGCGGCCUCGCUUUGUCAACAAGGGCGAGAUUGCGAGGCGUCUGGUUAUAGAGUACGGCAUGGAACCAUCAAAGGCUCCGGACUUCGUACUCUGUGCUGGGGACGACUUCACUGAUGAAGAUAUGUUCCGCUCGCUCGGCCAGUCUCAUUUGCCGCAAGAUCAUCGCUUCGCAGUCACCGUAGGUGCAAAGACCAAGCAGACGCUCGCAUCAUGGCAUCUGCUCGAGCCUGCAGAUGUCAUCUCGUGCAUCGCGUUGCUCAAUGGCAGUGCCGACGGCGGAAAUGUGGGAGCAGUGGCCGCUCUGGAUGCUUCCAUCACCUCCAUGCAAUGCCAUCGACUGGCACUGCGCGCCGUUUGCCGUGCGAGUAACGCUUACGACCCAUCGCGAGCACUUCGCUCUGCUUUUGGAACCGCCACGCCACGAAGAGAACACAAUGAUCGCAUUCCGUCUGCAUGGGAGCCAACUGAAUGGGAAGAAUUGCCAGAUACUGUGCGGCAGCAGGAAACUGCAGGUGUGAAAGAUGCAGAGCCCAACACUGAACACGAAGACUCGCCGACAGCCUCCGCCGAGGCUACAAAGACGACAUCGAAACAAGAUGCGCGGGCAACAAGUGGGGAGCGCAAACACAUGCAAAUAGUGCGACGCAUAAAGACGCGAGCACAGGGCAAUGAAGCAGCAAAAACGGAGGUGACCUCUCUCCAACAAUACGUGCGAGGGAUAUUGCGGCGCCAAGUUGCUCGAGCAGAGGCAUUCCCGCCAAGCGGGCGAGGUGAUGUACCAUCCGCAGCCAUGUCCGAUGAACGGCUCUGGCUUCCACACCUGAACGGGAAAUUGUUUGUUGGGGCGGAUAAGUGGCAGCCCGAAAUAGUCAAUUUGGCCUUGCUUAAUCGACGACUGCACGAGGACAAGCGUUACACAGAGGAAUGGUCUCCUCACGAAAAAGGGCAAAUUGGAGCCGCAUUCGACUAUCGGCCGAGGGUUGUGCAGCCUCGCACGCCUGUCAUAGGAGAAGACGUAUCACCUCCCGCGCCAUGGGAGACAGCUCCAAAAGGGAGGCGAGAAGGGAAUCUUCGUGGUAUUGCGUAUGCUGAACACGAGUUCGAGAAAGCGAUCGCGCGGUUUGUCAACUAUAUGAAGCCCACUCCACUAGAAACAUUCGCACGGAAGACUGCCGCCAAGGAGGUCAUGUCUUUUAUCCAGGAGACAUUGCGCGGACACCAAAACAUUGCAGCUGAGCUUCAAGGCUCCGAGAAAACCGGGUUGGCCAUGCCAACCUCAGACAUUGACAUCCGAGUUUGGGAGCAGUCAGACGAAGAAGUCCCCUAUAGGGCGAAACCAUAUGUCCUGGGCAAAAGGAUAUUGAAAUCUAUGAGACCACUCGAAUACGCUUUGAGAAAACACCCAGAAAGAUUCGUGCUGGUGACAUUCCGUGACGGCCUCCACCCGAUCAUCAAUUUCCAGCAUCGACCAUCUGGCCUCGAUUUCCAGAUUGUAGCAGGCAGGCCUUCAUAUCUCCAAGAAGAUGCCGUCGCAAAGUAUCUUUCAGAGAUACCUCAGCUGCGUGCUCUAUUUACUGUCGUCCGUACCUUUUUCGACGUCAGAGGCCUGCUGCCCGUGUAUUCCGGCGGUAUUGGCUCAUACGGCUGUUUCGUCAUGCUCAUACCACCAAUAUUGCGCGCAAAAAAGACACUGUCGGCUCCUGUCCUCGGUUUACUGCGCCGCGUCUUCGCUUUUUACCGUCCGUGCAACGUGGUCGAUCCCACCAAUUACGGAGUAUCCUGCUUUCCACGCCAGAUCUUCAAGAAGCAUGACCCGGACCAUGUAUACGACCUAUUCGCGCGUUACGCCGAGCGAAGAGGGGAUCCAAUCCGAGCUGGACAAUGGCGGAUAGGCCAACGUAGAAAAUACCUGCCAUACCUGCUUACGUUGCAGGACCCAGCGAACCCAAAUAAUGAUUUGGGUGCCCGCACGUAUGCCAUCAAACACAUCCUAGCCACGUUCAUGAGAGCGCGAAGGGAUUUGCGGCGUUGGAAAGUGAGGAUGGCACGCGAUCCUCAGACACCAUAUGAGCCGUUCCUUGAACAGCUUGUUGGACGUCCGGAUCUCCUGUAUCGGGAGCAGCGGCAGGCACUCGAAGAGUAUGGACGAGCGGUUAAGGAUGGCAAAGAGCCCUCCUACUUGACUGAAGAUGAGGCCGCCCAGCUUCUGCACGGUCACGGGUUUGGCGAUGGUCAUAAGGGCGCACUGAUUAGGAAAGUGUGGGAGUGAAAUUCAAAUCGAUACGGAUGCAGCAGUGGGCGCCAUUCUCAGGAGCAGGAUCAUACAUUCUAUGAGAAGAGCGGCAUCAGAUAUAAGUAGCUUGGGAUGUUUGCCCCGGGGAGCAGGCACGCAACAAGUCAGUCGGUCGAACACAAGACCGUGAAGUUUGGUCCUGUUUCGUUACUCCACAAUUCGUCUGCCAGCCACCGUGUUUAGCCACGACGGACCAACCCCAAACUCCACCCAAAC
Cercospora beticola is the source of this 5055-nucleotide messenger RNA. It is a transcript of the gene TPS2, whose product is annotated as trehalose-phosphatase TPS2. Gene Ontology annotation, molecular function: trehalose-phosphatase activity. Lineage: Eukaryota; Fungi; Ascomycota; Dothideomycetes; Mycosphaerellales; Mycosphaerellaceae. Gene Ontology annotation, biological process: cellular response to heat; trehalose biosynthetic process; fungal-type cell wall organization. Gene Ontology annotation, cellular component: alpha,alpha-trehalose-phosphate synthase complex (UDP-forming); cytosol. The record is from RefSeq and is a predicted model, not a curated record.